Messenger RNA from Patiria miniata (bat star), 1300 nucleotides. Its product is annotated as E3 ubiquitin-protein ligase TRIM71-like. Lineage: Eukaryota; Metazoa; Echinodermata; Asteroidea; Valvatida; Asterinidae. The transcript has a single exon. Gene Ontology annotation, cellular component: nucleoplasm; chromatin. Gene Ontology annotation, biological process: positive regulation of DNA-templated transcription. The annotation marks the transcript as partial. Gene Ontology annotation, molecular function: ubiquitin-protein transferase activity; zinc ion binding. The record is from RefSeq and is a predicted model, not a curated record.
GGAAGUUACAAUGCAGAAAAAACUACUGGAAGGUCAAGGGUCAGAGAUCAAAUGUCAAGCCUGUGAUGAGGAGAAUCAGGCAAUUUCAAGAUGCAUGGACUGUGAUCAUUUCCUCUGUCAAGAUUGUCAAAAGGCACAUGGACGUAUGACUGUCAUGAAAACUCAUCAAAUCUAUACAAUGGCUCAACUUCGUUCAGGAGAGAUUGUCUACAAGAGUAAACUUAGAGAAGAAGUUCCCAAAUGUGGCAAUCAUCCAGAUCAGAAUCUGAAUGUCUACUGCAACUUAUGUGAGCAAAUCAUAUGCACAACUUGCUCUGUACUUGAUCAUGCAAAACACUCACUCAUUGGAUUAACUGAGGCUGCAGAGAAAUGUAAGAAGAAGGUCACAGAAAUGGUUCAAAAAAGUGAGAGCAGAAAAACAGAAUUGAGCACAACCAUAGAAGAGACCUCCAAAUCUCAAAAAGAGCUGGACACCAUGUUUGCCAACACUCAAAACAAAAUAUCCAAAAAGGCUCAACAAGAGAUUACAAAGUUCAAGCAGGAGGUUGCAAAGAUCCAAAAAGAGAUUGCAAAGAUCCAAAAGGAAGAACAGAAAUUGUUGAAAGAAACAGACAUGAUUUAUAAAGACAAACUCAAAGCUCUUGAAGCUGCUCAAUCAACCAACAGCAAAGAGGUGUCACAGACAGAGCACAAGCUGGAGGAGGUCAAACAACUUAUGAAUCAAGCAAGUUGCUACGAGAUUCUUGAACUUCAGCAGAAGCUCUUGCAUAACCUUAGUGAAUUGACAGGGAAACAGCCACAGCAAGUUCCUGACAACUUUAACUUCAUGGACUUUGAAGAAGGUGAGGAGAGGUCACUUGGGAGACUCAUUCUGGAGAAGCCACGGGCUGCAGAAAAGCUAAAGCUAAGACCUGCAAGAUCAUGUGUGAAGGAGAAAUGGGAACUGAAGACUGAAGUCAAGAACUUUGAAUUACCAAAUGCAUUUAUAACACAUGUUGAAGCACUCUCUAACAACAAAGUAAUGGCACUCUCUAUUAAAUCAAACAUAUUAUUCCAUAAAACCAAUAUGUCACCUACCAUACAUCCAAUCAUCACAGUCUCACUGCCGGGAAGUCAACAUGAGAGAACUCCAAUUCCACAAAGGCUGCAAAUCAAUGGCCUCACCAAUGUCAUGUGUAUUGCAGUGAGCAAGGAUGACAAGCUCCUUGCUCUAGAUGGUCCAGUAGUCAAGGUCUUCAACAAGCAACAUCAGCUCCUCCAUCAGUUCACACCAGGUAGAGGGUCAGACAGCCAACCAACA